GGCCACACCUUCAUGUACACAAGAGGUCCCAGCGGCGAGCGAGAUGCGCCUCGAUUUGGGCCGAUUUUAUGACUGAUGGGGUCGCCUGAGGUCCUGGUCACAGCCCGAAGUCGACUGGAAGGUGCUGCUGUGAUGGGUGCAAAGAGAUAGUUGAUGACUCAAAUGCACGACAAGCAAAAUGGAUGCUGGAUUGAGCGAGGAGGAGCUGCUCAUCCGGGCCAGGGAGGAGCGUGCAGCCAUCGUAGGCCGGUACGAUCUCGGCCGCGAAGAAGGGGCUAUCAUAGAUCCAUGGGAAGACCCAGAAUUCGAGGUCUAUCACACCACAGACAGAUAUGGCUUUAUACAUGACAACAGGCUGCCUCAGUCCCGUUCCAAGGAGGAGGAGAAGAGACUGGAGAUCGAAAUGUCUAGGAUACCCAAGUGGACAAAGAUGAUAAAGUCGUGGGAGAAAUAUUGGGACAAGGAGAAGUUUUUCAAGCGCGUCUACAAAGGGAUUCCUGACCGGUUUCGGGGCACUGUGUGGGCCAAGCUGCUCUACCUCGAACAGAUCAAGGAGGAGCAGAAAGGAAAGUAUGAGGAAAUGAGAAGACUCGGACGCAAGUGGUCCACGGACGUACGACAGAUUGACUUAGAUGUAAACAGAACCUACAGAGACCAUUCCAUGUUUCGUAAAAGAUAUGAUGAGAAGCAACGGCAACUCUUUCAUAUCCUUGUUGCAUACUCAAUGUACAACCAAGAAGUGGGUUACUGCCAAGGUAUGUCCCAGAUUGCUGCGUUGCUACUCAUGUACCUGAAUGAAGAGGAUGCGUUCUGGGCACUCUCAGCUCUCAUGUCCUCCCCCAAGUAUGCCAUGCAUGGGUUCUUCAUUCCUGGGUUCCCAAAGCUUUUGCGGUACCAGCAGCACCAUGACAAAAUCUUGGAAAAGUUCUUGCCAAAGCUUAAGAAGCACUUGGAGAGAAACUGCAUUGAUUCUGGCUUGUAUACCCUCAAAUGGUUCUUUCAGUGCUUUCUAGACAGGGUGCCAUUUACCUUAACACUGAGGCUGUGGGACAUCUUCCUGUUGGAGGGUGAACGUCUCUUGGUGGCCUUCGCUUACUGUAUCCUCAAAUUGCAUCGUCGUCAGAUCACACGCCUUGACAUGGAUCAAAUUUUAGAUUAUCUUCAGAAAAAAUUAGAGAAGAAUUUUGGUUAUGAAGACGACUACGUGAUAGAAAGUUUGGAGAAGGCCAUGGAGGAGCUGAAGAAGGCAAAGCUUGAUCACCCUGGGGCACCGCCUGACAACGAGCUGCCGCAGCAACCGUUUGGCAUGUUCAUAGAGCCCUCAGUUGAGAAGGAAUCCGGGAUCCGGCGAGGCUUCACGGAAGAGGAGCGGCUCAUCACAGAGAAGCUGAUGAAGCGGACGGAGACCAUCGGCAUCAAUGGCUCUCACCUCUCUGUUGACCGCGGGUCGCGGUAUUCACUGGAGUGCAGCAUUGAUGAAGUGAGCAGCCUGGGUGGGGUCGGAGGGUCCCGGGCCUCCCUUGCCAACACAUCUCUUACCUCAGCGGCGGACCUCUCCACCCUCUCCUCGGUCACCCUAGCCAGGCGUGGUGACAUGGACGCAGCUUCCAUUCAGUCCGGCCGCUCCCUCAUCUCUCCAGACACCCGGUCCGUGCAGUCAGUGCGCUCCCCAAGGUCUCCCACAGAGAAGUUCAGACACUCCAACAACCAUUCGCCAUCCCAGUCGCUGCCUACGCAGACCAAUGGCGAUGUUCAUAGUGACGCAAGGUCUAUUCAGAGUGAAGGUGAAGUCGUGCAUAAUGGCUUGGCGGGUAGCCCCCCGCAUAGCCCAUCUACCCCAAGGCCGUCCUGUUUGUCUGUGAGCCAGACGACCUUGCAAGACGGUGAGGCCCUGCAGUCUGAGCCUGCUACGCCUAAGGCCACGGAGACACCUGACACAGUACGUAUCUUCGUGCCAUACUCAGGGAAUACAGAAUCAACAGCAUCAAAAUCUCAAGCCCCAAGAACUCCGCCUGCAGGAGAAAACCCCAAGUACAUUACUUCGAGCCCCGACGAUCCCAACAGGAUCACCAUUCGCGUCGACAGGGAUGAAGCUCUCUCCUCCCCGAGAGGGCUGUCUUCGGGACCAAAUACCUCCUCGCGAAAUUCUGCCGACUCCCAAGAUCUUCCCUCCCAAAGCUUCACGUCAUCGGUUCUGGACGAUUCGUCAGAUCUCUCCACCACACUUCAGGAGAUGAGCUUCACGCAGGGCAUCUCUCCACGGACGAGACCUUCCUCAGCCCCCAUAUCUCCUUCACUGCCGAAGCUGCAGACAGCUCGAUCCCGCCCCAUCACGCUAGAUAGUCCAGAAUAUAGUGA
Molecule: messenger RNA, 2358 nt
Organism: Penaeus monodon (black tiger shrimp)
Lineage: Eukaryota; Metazoa; Arthropoda; Malacostraca; Decapoda; Penaeidae
Product: USP6 N-terminal-like protein
Source: RefSeq, a predicted model, not a curated record